Molecule: messenger RNA, 670 nt
Organism: Arvicola amphibius (Eurasian water vole)
Lineage: Eukaryota; Metazoa; Chordata; Mammalia; Rodentia; Cricetidae
Gene: Hand1
Product: heart and neural crest derivatives expressed 1
Exons: 2
Coding region: 4-651 (215 amino acids)
Biological process (GO): regulation of transcription by RNA polymerase II; heart development
Molecular function (GO): RNA polymerase II transcription regulatory region sequence-specific DNA binding; protein dimerization activity; DNA-binding transcription factor activity, RNA polymerase II-specific
Source: RefSeq, a predicted model, not a curated record
AACAUGAACCUCGUGGGUAGCUACGCACACCAUCACCACCAUCACCACCCACACCCGGCGCACCCCAUGCUCCACGAACCCUUCCUCUUUGGUCCGGCCUCCCGCUGCCACCAGGAGCGGCCUUACUUCCAGAGCUGGCUGCUGAGCCCGGCUGAUGCUGCCCCAGAUUUCUCUGCCGGCGGGCCACCACCUACCACCGCAGUAGCGGCCGCUGCCUAUGGUCCCGACGCCAGACCGGGCCAGAGCCCAGGUCGGCUGGAGGCGCUUGGAGGCCGCCUGCCCAGGCGAAAAGGCUCAGGACCCAAGAAGGAGCGGAGGCGCACAGAGAGCAUUAACAGCGCAUUCGCGGAGCUGCGUGAGUGCAUCCCCAAUGUGCCCGCAGACACCAAGCUCUCCAAGAUCAAGACUCUGCGCCUGGCCACCAGCUACAUCGCCUACUUGAUGGAUGUGCUGGCCAAGGAUGCACAAGCGGGUGACCCCGAGGCCUUCAAGGCUGAACUCAAAAAGGCGGAUGGCGGCCGGGAGAGCAAGCGGAAAAGGGAGUUGCCCCAGCACGAAGGCUUUCCUCCUGCCCUGGGGCCAGGCGAGAAGAGGAUUAAAGGGCGCACCGGCUGGCCUCAGCAAGUCUGGGCGCUGGAGCUAAAUCAGUGAGACCAGGCCGGCGCCGAGG